AUGACGGCUGAAAGGAUCAGUGAACAGCUUCAAGAAAAUGGAGAUUAUGAAAGGCUGGCUAAUGACCUAGAAUUCAAAUUGGAGUCUUGUGGGUGGGCGUCGCAGUUGAGAGAUUACACUAGAGGUAUUGCACGAGAAAAUACUGGGAUUGACUUUAAGAAAUUAUAUGAAAUUACUCUGCAUACAGCAACUGAAAGUAUACCCGAUACAGUAAAGAUGGAAAUGAUGAAGGACAUCAAGUCCAGUGUUUUAAAAUUAGCAUCUCCAAAUGAAGCUACAGAUGAUCAGAAAGCAUAA
Schizosaccharomyces octosporus yFS286 is the source of this 297-nucleotide messenger RNA. Its product is annotated as SAGA complex subunit Sus1. The record is from RefSeq and is a predicted model, not a curated record. The transcript has 2 exons. Bases 1 to 297 code for a protein of 98 amino acids. Gene Ontology annotation, biological process: poly(A)+ mRNA export from nucleus; positive regulation of DNA-templated transcription; regulation of transcription by RNA polymerase II. Gene Ontology annotation, molecular function: transcription coactivator activity; chromatin binding. Gene Ontology annotation, cellular component: DUBm complex; nuclear pore; SAGA complex. NCBI's taxonomy places the organism in Eukaryota, Fungi, Ascomycota, Schizosaccharomycetes, Schizosaccharomycetales, Schizosaccharomycetaceae.